CGAGCAGCCAGCGCACGGGCACCGCACAGAGGCUGCAGACUGCAGGCCAAAACCAAGCUGAGCCCGUCCCUUGCAUCCCGCACCUGAGCCUGUCUCUGGUCUCCUGCACGGUGAGGCGACUGUUUCCGGCAUGCUGCUGCGGGGAAGCCAGGCGCUCCGACGCUUCUCCACCGGCCGGGUUUGUUUCAAAAACAAGCUGAAGUUGGCCCUUAUUGGCCAGAGCCUCUUUGGACAGGAAGUCUAUAGCCACCUCCGGAAGGAGGGCCACCGAGUAGUUGGGGUGUUCACAGUUCCAGACCAAGAUGGAAAAGCCGAUCCAUUGGCUUUGGCUGCAGAGAAAGAUGGAACCCCUGUAUUCAAGUUCCCUAGAUGGAGAGUCAAGGGCAAGCCUAUCAAAGAAGUGGUGGAGGCCUACAGAUCUGUGGGUGCCGAGCUAAAUGUACUUCCCUUCUGCACACAAUUCAUCCCCAUGGAUGUCAUUGACAGCCCAAGACAUGGCUCCAUCAUUUAUCACCCCUCCAUCCUGCCCAAGCAUAGAGGGGCUUCUGCCAUCAACUGGACUCUAAUUAUGGGAGAUAAGAAAGCCGGGUUUUCUGUUUUCUGGGCUGAUGAUGGUUUAGAUACAGGACCCAUCCUCCUUCAGAGAUCAUGUGACAUCGAACCCAAUGAUACGGUGGAUGCACUUUAUAAUCGAUUCCUCUUUCCUGAAGGAAUCAAGGCCAUGGUAGAAGCUGUCCAACUCAUAGCUGAUGGAAAAGCUCCUCGGAUACCCCAACCAGAGGAGGGGGCAACAUAUGAAGGUAUCCAGAAAAAGGAAAAUGCUGAGAUUUCUUGGGAUCAGUCUGCUGAAGUUUUACAUAACUGGAUUCGGGGUCAUGAUAAAGUACCUGGAGCCUGGACAGAGAUAAAUGGGCAGAGAGUUACGCUGUAUGGAUCAUCAUUGCUGAAGAGUUCUGUCCCCCCUGGGGAACCACUGGAAAUUCAAGGUGCCAAGAAGCCCGGUCUUGUUACCAAAGCUGGACUUGUUCUUUUUGGUAACGAUGGGAAAGCACUUAUGGUGAGAAAUCUACAGUUUGAAGAUGGAAAAAUGAUCCCAGCCUCUCAGUACUUUUCGGCAGGAGAAAUGUCCGCCGUAGAACUUACGGCUGAAGAAAUGAAGGUGGCAGAGACCAUCAAGGUAAUCUGGGCUGGGAUUCUAAGCAACGUCCCUAUUAUUGAAGAUUCCACAGACUUCUUUAAAUCUGGAGCAAGCUCAAUGGAUGUUGUGAGGCUGGUUGAAGAGAUCAGACAAAAGUGUGGUGGACUUCAGUUACAGAAUGAAGAUGUGUAUAUGGCCACUAUGUUUGGAGACUUCAUUCAGAAAGUUGUGAGGAAACUGAGAGGAGAAGAUCAGGAGGCAGAGCUGGUGGUGGAUUAUGUUUCAAAGGAGGUCAAUGAAAUGACAGUUAAAAUGCCAUACCAGUGUUUCAUAAAUGGGCAGUUCAUGGAUGCAGAUGACGGAAAGACUUACGACACUGUCAACCCAACAGAUGGAUCUACCAUCUGCAAAGUAUCGUAUGCAUCUCGGGUGGAUGUUGACAAAGCAGUAGCAGCAGCCAAGGAUGCCUUUGAAAGUGGAGAGUGGGGAAGAAUGAAUGCCCGAGAAAGAGGAAGACUGAUGUACAGACUUGCAGACCUUCUAGAAGAAAACCAGGAAGAGCUGGCCACCAUUGAAGCCCUGGACUCAGGGGCUGUCUAUACCUUGGCUCUCAAGACUCACAUCGGAAUGUCCGUGCAAACCUUCAGAUAUUUUGCUGGCUGGUGUGACAAAAUUCAGGGUUCUACAAUCCCAAUCAACCAGGCCCGUCCAAAUCGCAAUCUGACCUUCACCAAGAAGGAGCCCAUUGGUGUCUGCGCCAUUAUCAUCCCCUGGAACUACCCGCUGAUGAUGCUCGCUUGGAAGAGCGCUGCCUGUCUGGCUGCGGGCAACACCUUAGUUCUCAAGCCAGCACAGGUCACGCCCUUGACUGCUUUGAAGUUUGCAGAACUGUCUGUGAAAGCUGGCUUUCCAAAGGGGGUAAUCAACAUUAUUCCUGGCUCAGGGGGUGUAGCGGGACAGCGACUUUCUGAGCACCCUGAUAUCCGCAAACUUGGCUUCACCGGUUCCACCUCGAUCGGCAAACAAAUCAUGAAGAGCUGUGCGGUGAGCAACUUGAAGAAAGUUUCCCUUGAGCUUGGUGGCAAAUCUCCACUUAUAAUAUUCAAUGACUGUGAACUGGACAAGGCUGUGCGAAUGGGCAUGGGCGCAGUGUUUUUCAACAAAGGAGAGAACUGCAUUGCAGCUGGGAGGUUGUUUGUGGAAGAAUCCAUCCAUGAUGAAUUUGUGACAAAAGUGGUGGAAGAAAUUAAAAAGAUGAAAAUUGGUGAUCCACUUGACAGAUCUACUGAUCAUGGGCCCCAAAAUCAUAAGGCCCACUUGGAAAAACUCCUCCAGUACUGUGAAGCCGGAGUGAAGGAAGGGGCCACCUUGGUGUAUGGGGGAAGACAAGUUCAAAGGCCAGGCUUUUUUAUGGAACCUACUGUGUUCACAGAUGUGGAAGACCACAUGUACCUUGCCAAAGAGGAAUCCUUUGGGCCAAUUAUGGUCAUUUCUAAAUUCCCAAAUGGGGACAUCGAGAGAGUGUUGCAUCGAGCAAACAGCACAGAGUAUGGCCUGGCCUCGGGGGUUUUCACAAGAGACAUAAACAAAGCCAUGUACAUGAGUGAAAAGCUGGAAGCAGGGACUGUUUUUAUUAACACAUACAACAAGACGGACGUGGCUGCCCCGUUUGGUGGGGUGAAGCAAUCUGGCUUUGGAAAAGACUUGGGUGAAGAAGCUCUGAAUGAAUACCUCAAAACCAAGACCGUGACACUGGAGUAUUAGAGCAACACUACCACCAGAAACCCUCGGCAGACAACACAACUUCUCAACUCUCCAGAUGUGAAACAAGCUUGGAUGUUCUAAGGAAGGAUUUCUUUUUGGCCUUAAGCAAACAAACAAACAAAAAACCCAACCACACCCAGACCCCACCAAAGAGGGCCAAACACCUUGUCUGAGCCUUUGCUCCCGUGCCAGAAUACUUAUUUUCUAAAGCACCUUUUAUAUCAGAAAAUGAUUUUCCGUAGUUGGUUUUGACUGUUUUGUAUCAUCCACAUUUUUAAAAUAUCAAGGUGCUUAUUCCCUACCAACACUAAAAUGUUCGUGACCUAACAUUGUGAAAUGUCAGUUUCCUGCAGCUACUGCACAAGGUGCAUUGAUUACCACCUCUGUAUGCGGACAGGUUUUAACCAACCUCUGAACCAUACAUAUGGUUAUUAAAAAGAUUUUCUAGAACUUUGUUUUCAAGAAACAGUAUGUCUGAUAAAGAAUGUACAUGUAGUUAUUUUGGUUUUUGUCUUUGGAGUAGGAUAGAUCUUUGUGCCUUUGGUGUUGUUUUUUAACCCAUUAUGAUUAGGGAUCAGCCCAUGACCAUUUCUGAACAUCUACCUAAUGGUUACAGGUAUGAUAUUAUAUUAGGGGUAUAUAAAAAUUUAAUGACAUGGUCUUUGGACUCACAUAACUUAAAUUCUAGUAAAUAGCCUUGAAAGUGAAAUUUAUAAUGAGCUAGCGUAGAAAAUAGCCUUUCAUCACUGAUUUUGGUUUGUAUCACACUAUCCAUGUCAUGAUUUGGGGAUACUUAUGCAACAUCUCUGAGCCCUGCCUUCACUGCAUAAAAUAGGGCUAGCAAUGCAUUUCUCAGUCUUCAGUGCAGUAACACUGUAUGAAAAGUGCCUCACCUUGUAUUUUGAUCAUGGUAAAUAUUAAAAUUUUAACUCUUUUCUUCCAUUACUAUUUUUUAAAAUGUAUUGAGUUGGCUUAAUUAACUAGAGGUGUUAAUUCCUCACACCUGUUUCUGUAAUGAUCGGUUUUAGAUGGCUUUUCACAUGGUUGUAACAGGGUUCCUAAAAUGGCAGAAUACUGCAAAUGCCAAGCAAUACAAAAUGGCAAUGGCACUAGGAAAGGGGCCACUUUUUUUCUUUCUUUUCUUUUUGUCCUUCACAGCACAUCUUGCUUUCUAUUUCUUACCUAUAGGUUCUGCUGCUCUCUGGAUAUAUGAUGUUGACCAAGUUAGUUACCUAGUAUCUCUAAAGUCUAGCGUGGUAUCUAUAAAAUGGAAACAAACAAACAAAAAAUCCCCUCUCUCAUCGGGCAUUGCCAGGAUUUAAUGAGAAAAUGAACGUGAUGCACAUAACAAGGAGCAGAGUCAGCACUUGAGAAAUUACAACUGUCCUACCCCCUAUGGUGCUCACAGUUUCCAAUAAUAUGUAAAAAGGACUUCCAGAAUCACAGAAGCCCCCAGAAAAUGCCCAGAGCAACUGACAUCAAUCCUCCCUUUGAAGCAGAAUUUCAGUGAGCAUUCUGAGUUCUUUGGCUGUGAAGAAGCCCCCAAGGAGUACUUACUUUGGAGACUAGAUGAAGGGAACACAGAAUCAAUGAGCAGCAGCAACAAAAUUAAAACAAAAAACAAACCCUUUCAAAGGAA
Messenger RNA from Perognathus longimembris pacificus (Pacific pocket mouse), 4541 nucleotides. RefSeq names its product aldehyde dehydrogenase 1 family member L2 (gene Aldh1l2). Gene Ontology annotation, biological process: 10-formyltetrahydrofolate catabolic process; one-carbon metabolic process; biosynthetic process. Bases 131 to 2902 code for a protein of 923 amino acids. Gene Ontology annotation, cellular component: cytoplasm. The transcript has 23 exons. The record is from RefSeq and is a predicted model, not a curated record. Gene Ontology annotation, molecular function: aldehyde dehydrogenase (NAD+) activity; formyltetrahydrofolate dehydrogenase activity. NCBI's taxonomy places the organism in Eukaryota, Metazoa, Chordata, Mammalia, Rodentia, Heteromyidae.